AUGGUGCCUGGACACCUGACGAAGUUCCAGUCGAUGAAAGGUCCGAGAGAGGCCGGCGCUAACGGAAUACCCACGUAUAUUGCCCUCUGCCAUGCAGUGGUUCUAGUAACAGAUUUUUCAGAGGAUGUAGACCUGACUGGACCCCAGCGUGUUGAAGUACUCGCAGCCCAUGCUAUGAACAAGACAGUGUAUGUGCUCGACUCGAAGAAGGGGCUGAGAAAACUUCCUAACAAGAGCUCGAAUGGCCUCCUAUCUGACCGGAUUCACCGUAUUGUCAUGCAUAAGCCAAUCGAUGGGCUCGUGGAUGAGACCGACGGUAGUGGCGACAAAAUUCGUGAAUUUACCGAAGCCUUGGAUCCCAAUGGGGACGUCAAGUGGGGAAAGAAGGCUCAUAAAGGUGUUGCGUCUGAAUUGAGUGGGCCGAUGGAGGCUGCAAACGUGGGGAAUGUGGAAUAG
Perkinsus marinus ATCC 50983 is the source of this 456-nucleotide messenger RNA. RefSeq lists its product as hypothetical. Lineage: Eukaryota; Perkinsozoa; Perkinsida; Perkinsidae. The record is from RefSeq and is a predicted model, not a curated record. The transcript has 5 exons. Bases 1 to 456 code for a protein of 151 amino acids.